AGCUAAUAUAGAUAGCGUUCUAAAAACAGCUGAUACAAUUCGCAUAUAAUUUUGUAGUUUGAAUUUAGUUUGGUUAUUUGUUGGUUAAUUUGUUGUUUGUAAUAUCUUCAUUUUUAUUAAUAACUUUUAUAGUGUAAUAAUGACUCUUUCAAAUAUAUCAGGAAUACCAGAUAAACAUUGGCAACCUCCCUUUGUGGCUUUUGAGACAACUAUGGGUGAAAUAAUCAUUGAAUUAUACUGGAAACAUGCACCUAUAACGUGUAGAAAUUUUGCUGAAUUGACACGUCGUGGUUAUUACAAUGGUACAAAGUUUCAUAGAAUAAUUCGCGAUUUUAUGAUACAAGGUGGAGAUCCAACCGCUACAGGAAAAGGUGGUAUGUCUAUAUAUGGAGAUAGUUUUGAUGAUGAAAUUCAUGAUGAUUUGAAACAUACUGGCGCUGGGAUAUUAUCCAUGGCAAACUCUGGACCAGAUACAAAUGGAUCUCAAUUUUUUAUUACAUUAGCACCUACGCAAUGGUUGGAUGGAAAGCAUACUAUAUUUGGGCGAAUUCAUUCUGGUAUGGCAAUAGUAAAAAGAAUUGGUCUUGUUGAAACAGAUAAAAAUGAUAGGCCUAUCGAUGAUGUUAAAAUUGUUAAAGGAUCAGUGCGAAAUGCGUGAAUCUGUUGAAUGAAAGAUUUGUAUUAUAGCCAGUUGAUUUAAUUAAUAAGGUAAUAAUAUUUCUAUUAUGUGAUUGAAAAUAUUAUUCUGGAUAAAAUAUCUAAAAGUAGAAAAUCUGAUACCCUAAUAUGAUAAUACAUACUGAAAAUGGCAAACUAAUUAAAUGUAAUUACUUUUUCGAUAACAUUGAAUGAAGGUUAUAAGACAUCCAUUUAUUAAAGUAUAAAAUUUAACAUUU
Messenger RNA from Vespa crabro (European hornet), 896 nucleotides. It is a transcript of the gene Cypl, whose product is annotated as peptidyl-prolyl cis-trans isomerase-like 1. Lineage: Eukaryota; Metazoa; Arthropoda; Insecta; Hymenoptera; Vespidae. The record is from RefSeq and is a predicted model, not a curated record. The transcript is spliced from 4 exons. Gene Ontology annotation, cellular component: catalytic step 2 spliceosome. Bases 140 to 658 code for a protein of 172 amino acids. Gene Ontology annotation, biological process: protein peptidyl-prolyl isomerization; protein folding. Gene Ontology annotation, molecular function: peptidyl-prolyl cis-trans isomerase activity.